Molecule: messenger RNA, 2771 nt
Organism: Blepharisma stoltei
Lineage: Eukaryota; Ciliophora; Heterotrichea; Heterotrichida; Blepharismidae
Source: the annotation of a GenBank genome assembly
AUGGUUGAAGGAGUUUAUAUAAGGAAUAAAAUUAACAAAAAUUCAAUAAAUCACCAAAUACAGAUCCCUGAAUUCGUAGAAAGGGAAAUCCCAGACAAUAUCUACACAAAGAGACAUAUCCUGAAAUUCCUUUAUCCUUAUAUUUUUCCUAAAGAUUUUAAGCUCAGGAUGGCUGUUUUUUCUACUGCAGGGCUACUUGUAGCGUCAAAAUCACUGAACGCUGGAGUACCAUUUAUUUUGAAAGAAGCUGUAAAUACGUUAGGGACAUCAAUGGGCUAUGCAACAAUAUUAUUUGGGACUUAUGCUUUAGCAAGAAUUGCAGUAAUUUUGACCCAGGAAUAUAAAAAUGCAAUUUUCUCACGGGUUGUCCUGAAUGCUGUCAAAGAUGUAAGCUCAAGGGUGUUUUGGCAUCUUCAUAGCUUGGAUUAUACUUAUCAUCUUGAAAGCACUAAAACAACACUUUUUGCAGUAGGGAGGGCAUACAUUGAAAUGGCAUGGUGAACCAGCCUACCCUCUUAUACCUGUAGCUGGGGUGACUCAGGGACCUUGUGGAAGGGAGGCGUUUAGUGGUGUGUGCAUCUGGCAAGGUUUUACUUGGUUUGGUGGAACGCAGCAUCAGAUUAGGAAGGCUGCAGCUCAUUCCAGCUCAAAGUUUUACCCUUGGAGAAGAUUGAAGCUGAGGCUGGAAAGGGAUCUCCCUGCAACACCAGUAAGGUUACUCCUGGUUAUCGGUAAAGUUUCCCAUGCGAUACCGGGCAUUGCGUCCUGAGCUAUGAGUUUUCAUGUUGACCGAUAGUGGCCAGAAAAUUAAUUUUCGAAUUUUCUGGAAGUCAAACCCCAUUAAAGUGCAGCACGGUGAUCAGUACCACUGAUUCAUGGGUAGCGAGUGCAAGCCCUCGUCCAUGAAAGGUCGCCGCGGGGAGGUUUGCUUCCGUGGGGAAGGGCUUGCUGCUCGGAUAAAACUGCCAGUAAUGGCUCUUUGGGGUUGAUUGUCUUUUGGGAUCGAUGCUCCGGGGAGUUGUGGGAGCUGGUAGAGUUUUGGGAGUUUUGGGAACUCUGAUGUUUUGAGAGUUGUGCUGUGGGAUUUGUGCCGUAUGAGUGAUGUGUGGAAGUGGUGUUGGGGAAAUUGUGUUGUGGGUGCUGCACGGUGGAGAUGUGUUGUGGAAGUUGGACUGUGGGAGCAGUGUUGCGGGAGUUGUGCUGUAAGAGACACUGUGGGAGCUGUAGGAUAGGGCUAAACUAAUGCUUUCUUCUUCGUCAGUGAGGAGCAACACAAUGAGAGGCCGCUCGGACUAGAAAGCAGCCAGUGGAGCGAUCUGGAGGCAAAUACAGCUUGCUAGACAGGCCCACAAGGAGCUUCUCUUAUAAUCUUAAUUAAAAUUAAGCAUUAAUCAGUAGGGAGGUCUAUGAAAGGGGUCGAGAAUUUUCUGAGGUUUAUGAUGAUGAGUAUUAUUCCAACUACUUUGGAAUUUAUGAUUGCUUCAGGGAUUUUACUUAAAUAUUGCGGGUGACCUUAUCUGCUGACUUUUGGAGGCACUGUGGCGACUUAUUGGGUUUUUACAACCAGAUAUUCAACUUAUAGGCAGGAUUAUAUAAAGGAGGUGAAAAGGAAAAGAAAAGCUGUUGAUUUUGUGAUAAAUGAGAGUUUCCUUAAUUAUGAAGCAGUUAAAUGUUUUACAAAUGAAAAAUUGGAGAGUGAUAGAUACAAUCAUUUCUUAAAGCAGCAAAUGCAAGCUGCCGUAAAAACAUCAAAUUCUCUAUCAACCCUAAAUUGUGGCCAGCACAUCAUUUUCAACACUGGUCUCGCCAUUAAUCUACUCCUCGCAGUCGCCCAAGUCAGUGCAGGUACAAUGACAAUUGGUGACAUUUUCCUUAUCCAAACCAUGUUCUUGCAGCUUCAAUUUCCUUUGAAUUUUCUAGGUAGUGUCUACAGAGAGCUCAAUGAAGCUCAGCUAGAAAUUAAGGAUUUAUUCCAUAUUUUUAACAUCAAGCCUAAAGUAAUGGAGCCUCCAAAUGCUCAAAGCUACCAAUAUAAAGGUGGAAAAAUAUCAAUAAAAAACGUCACCUACGGCUUUGAGGACCGAAAAGUAUUCAAUGACCUUGACAUUGAAAUAGAGCCUGGGACUAGCAAUGCCAUUGUCGGAGAAAGUGGGAUUGGCAAAAGUACAUUAUUUAGACUUUUAUAUAGAUUACUAGACCCUGAAAAAGGCAGCAUUCUAAUAGACGAUCAAGAUGUAAAAAGCUUAAAACUUGAAUCUUUAAGGAAAAAUAUUGCAAUGGUUCCACAAAAUGGCAACCUAUUCAAUGAUUCUGUGUAUUAUAAUAUCAUUUAUGGAAACCCUGAAGCUUCAUUUGAGGACGUUGUCAAGGUUUGCAAAAUGGUAAACAUUUAUGACCGUAUCAUGGAUUUUGAAGAAAAAUUCGAAACAAAUGUAGGAGAACUAGGGUGCAAACUUUCUGGGGGGGAAAGACAAAGGAUUAGCCUUGCAAGAUGCCUAUUGAAAAAUGCAAAUAUUUAUUUUUUCGAUGAGUUUACAAGUGCAGUGGAUUCGCAUAAUGAAAAUUUAAUCACAAAUGCGCUGAAGGAGAAAUUGAAAGGCAAGACAACUAUUUUUGCAGCGCAUAGAUUACCAUCGAUUACUUAUGUAGAUAAGAUAUUUGUUUUGCAAGGUGGAAAAGUCAGAGAGCAAGGAACACAUCAAGAAUUGUUGGAUAAAAAUUCAUAUUAUAGGGAGCUUUGGGAUAAAUUCAAUAAGCAGCAUGAUAUUUAA